AUGGCAACAGAUCAACCAAACAUGCACGGUGAUGCAGCAAGCUUUUUGACUCAGCUUGAUAGAGCCUUGAUGGAUCAUCACGCCGUAAAACCAGAUGUACAAUGCAGACAUGAGGGAAUUUCAUCAUGGGGUAAUCUAGAACAGCGCAUAAUGGAGGAACAACAAAAUAAUUUACAGAAAAGUAGUGGCAAGGUUGCCAUUGAAGAGGCGGGCAAGCUGCAGUUUAGUGUAAAUUUGGUAGAUGCGGUGCUUUACCAUCUGGAUAUUCUCAGCAGAGUCGACCAGUACCCCUGUCUGCGCCAGGGAAAACAUCUUGACGAAGCUUUGCGUAGAUACGAGAAAUUAUGGCUUCCGUUGGUAGCAGAGCAUAAAGACAAAUUAUUAGCGGCACCGUUAGACAUUGAAUGGGUUUGGCACUGUCACAUACUGUCUCCUUUGGCCUACAAACGCGAUUGCGAUAUGUAUGUUGGGGAAAUCGUAAACCAUCACCUUCUGAGUAGAGAGGACCGAAAAAAAGCCAAAGAAGUAUCCAGAGAGUUAUGGCAGGAAAAAUACGGAGAGAAAGAGCCGUUCCAAAUCCAUCUUCCCGUUGGAAAAGAACUGCAGGAAGAUGAUACCAUUGACGAUGGUAGGAAAUUCACGCCACAACUUAAGUACGACAUCAGAGCUGCUGUUGGACGUCAGUAUCUUUUCUACUACAACGUGUCACUUCCGCACUACCGGGACCGCCAAUUCAUCGCCAGGUGCGUGCUCCGCUACCAACAGUUCCUUUACAUGAUGAAAAAGCACCGAAAGACGUUUUUGGUACCAUGCUAUGACAACGAUCUAGUUUGGCACACACAUCAACUUUUUCCUUUGACGUACCGACAAGAUACGGAACGCAUUUUGGGUCGAGUAUUGAAUCAUGACGAUUCUACUGAUGACAGGUCUCCUGGUUCGGUGUUGACCACCUCGUACGCGAACACGUGUAAGUUGUGGAAGGAGACAUUCGGGGAAAACUACAGUUCUCCGGGAGCAAUGUACAGGGGACCAUCUUCCAGAGGCACCAUGUCCGACUUUACCAUAGACACUUCAGACGUCGACGCAGAAGAUCCUCCGAUUUCUGUUUCAAUACAUUGUGUAGCAUUGCAAACAAACCCGGCGGGCUACAAGGCCAAGUUUUCUGUGCUGCUUUAUCGGGUAAUUGCAGGAACUUCUGAAAGGAAGUUAAUUGUAGAACUCAAAGGACCUUAUUUAGUAUGGGCGGAGGAGUAUUUGAAAAAGGCGACAUUUAAUAUGCAGAGAGGUGAUGCGUUAGAUGUCGUUAUGGUUAGGAAAUCUGGUUUAUUAGGACGAAAGGCGGAAGUGACAUGUGUGACGAUUGAAAGUGCAGCAAUAUUCAAACAUUUGGUAUACAGAUACCAAUCAAACUUCUCUAAAGAGAUCCCUUUUCAGUCUGAGGAGAGUGAAAAUAAACUGUAUGUUGAUGGAGGUGUUAAAGCGAUUACCGUAACACAGGACUUUUCGCUGGAGGUUGGCGAGUUCGGCGAAUAUAAAGAGCCCGCUAAUUUUGACCUCCAGGAACCUUUACAGAAGUGGAAGGAGGGAGCUGAUAAAUGUUGUGCCAGCAGCAUAGCGACACACAGACUGUUGGAUCUCUCGGGUCAAGCUAUAUUUAAGGUGCGUGUGAAUCACAACGUCAACCAUAUCCGCUCUUCCGUUCAAGUUUAUGACAGGGAAAAUCGGUUAGUGACCCUGGCAAAUAGUAUUGACUCGACUCAUUUGCCACUUCCGGGACAGGUAUCUAACAUAGGACGUGACGUAUGCUUGUCACCAGUCAGCGGCGAGCGUGCAUUCUUAAUCAAAGAUAACAAGGGCGACUGGGGUGUGAUUGGAGGAAGAUGGGUCCCUGGUCAAGACAAAGGGGAAGGUUCUCUGACAUUCCGAAUCUACCUUUGUAGAGAGGAACGAUGUCUUUACUCGUCACUUCCUGGAGAAUUUCGAAGUCUCGACCUACUUGUAGGUAAUUCUUCAUUAAAUUUCAAAACUGGGCGUGUGACAGCAGACUUUUCUUCUGAAGUACCACAGCUGUUAGCCGCGUUAUUUGUGCUGGGUACCUUGACAACCCUGUGUGUACCUCGUCCUGAUCAGUGGACCCCUGGUCAACAUGUAGCUACUGGAGCCACCAACCAUCUCUAUCUUAACUCCUCGGCUGUCGGACAGGCAUGUGGACUUCAGGUGCAGACACCCUCAAACGCCUACCUUUCCAGCAAGAGAGCGAAACAGAAGUAA
Ylistrum balloti is the source of this 2271-nucleotide messenger RNA. RefSeq lists its product as uncharacterized. The coding region runs from base 1 to 2271 and encodes 756 amino acids. Lineage: Eukaryota; Metazoa; Mollusca; Bivalvia; Pectinida; Pectinidae. The record is from RefSeq and is a predicted model, not a curated record. The transcript has 5 exons.